Molecule: messenger RNA, 1608 nt
Organism: Ostreobium quekettii
Lineage: Eukaryota; Viridiplantae; Chlorophyta; Ulvophyceae; Bryopsidales; Ostreobiaceae
Source: the annotation of a GenBank genome assembly
AUGGAGGGCGUGUCCACUUCGGAGGGCCUGCGGCUGUGCCUGGGCGGCAGCCCCCCGCGGCGAGCAUGCAGGGCGGCCCAUCCGUCCAGGCCGCCGCGAUCGUGGUCGGGCGUCAGGGCUAUGCCCGCGCUGGCGUCUCUGCUCAAGAGGAAGGGGCGCGGCGGGAGCUCGGAAUGGUCUGCCACGCGAUCGGGCUCUGAGGGGCCCCGAAUGGAAGGUUCUGAUCGGGACAAACUUGCUCGGCAGCUGUCCAGCGCCUUGGUGUUGGCAUUCUUCGCUUGCCAGACCAAGUCGCUGCCAGCUGCACAGUGCCUUGUGGAGACGGUUGUGGAAGCAUUUCUGGAGGGAUUCACUGCCGAGGACAUGCAAGUGUCUGUGGCACUCACUUGCUUGGAGGCCAGCAAACCCAUUCUUACUGAUUUAGAGCAGGACAUACUUGUCUCUUGGGUGGCCCUUGUGAUGCUCACACUCGCACAGCUGGGAAUCCGGCCACGGCCACUGGCUCCAACGUCCACAAGCACCUCACAAGUGGAUCGACAGGUUCAGGGUAUGUCAGGUUUCGUGAAGCAAGUGCUCCAAAUGUAUAUGAAGGGAAUGGACCUCCAGCGUCUCACCCUCCAACAGCAGAUGGCAGGGGCAGAUGAGGCUGGAAGGUCUCCAUCUGCACGGCUCAUGCAGCAGAACAACCUUCUCAUCGUGCUGACCAUCGAGGUCCUGAAAUGCCUUGGCCUGGGAGCUGACAUAGAGCUGGAGCCGGUGUCUGCACAGAGCACCCCAACUGCCGCCCCUGCCAGUGAUAGUCAAGAAACAGAAAGGGAGGGAUUGAAAGCGCCAUCUGCAGAUGCAGGGGUGAUGAGUGCACAAGGGGACGCCCCCAACAGUGGGCUGUUACCUCUGGAUUAUCCACAGUCAUUCCAACAAAACAGUCGUGUGCUAUGUGAACAACAAGAUGAUGGAGACAAGUGCUUGAGUCGGGGCACAUCUGUGAGGCUGUUGAUAUGUUUUGUGGGAGGGGCUGGUUUUGGCUCCCUCCUAUCCUUAAAUGCCCUGGUGGAUGACUUGAUUCACAUUUACAAGCAAGGAUGCACUGCCAGCCAAGUGCUGGAGGGCCUUAGCGAGGAGGAGUUCAAUCAGAGUGGGGGACUGCUCCCAGUCAUGGACCCCGGGCCAGGGGGAGGGUAUAGCGUCAGCAGAGAAUUGUUUGGAAGGUGGGUGAGCAUCGUCUUCAUGACACUGGCACAGCUGGGCGUCACCCACCCAUUGGCUGCAUCUGCAACAGGAUGGGCGUGGGCAUCUGUUUCGGACGAUGCAACAGGUGCCUCCACUGCAAUGGAGGUCACCAGGCUGUCCGACUUUGUCGCAAACAGCCUGCGUAAAGCAUCUGGAAGCCCGGAGGCCAUGGACUUGGUUGAGCGGCUGAAGGGUAAGCCAGAGGUUGCUGAGGAGCUGCCACGCAUAAGAGAGGAGGCUGUAAAGAAGGCCUUGAAAGACGGAGGCCUCACCAUGGUGGGGAUGGAAGACGAUUGGCUGAGUGUCAGUUCAUCGUCGGCUGAAGUGUGGCGGCAGCUGCUGCUGUUGGUGGACAUCACACGAGCCAAGGUUUCUUGA